GUGACUUUGGAGAAGGUGUUGGGGAUAACGGUGUCGGGAGGCAGAGGAUUAGCCUGCGACCCCAGAACUGGCCUCGUUGCUUAUCCAGCAGGGUGUGUUGUUGUGCUGUUCAACCCUAGAAAAAAUAAGCAACACCAUAUUCUAAACAGUUCCAGGAAAACAAUUACAGCACUUGCUUUCUCUCCAGAUGGAAAAUAUUUGGUUACAGGAGAGAGCGGACACAUGCCAGCAGUUCGGGUAUGGGAUGUGGCGGAGCGGACCCAGGUGGCUGAGCUCCAGGAGCACAAGUAUGGCGUGGCCUGCGUGGCCUUCUCCCCCAGCUCUAAGUACAUUGUUUCAGUGGGGUACCAGCAUGACAUGAUUGUCAAUGUGUGGUCAUGGAAGAAAAACAUUGUAGUGGCAGCCAACAAAGUCUCAAGUAAAGUGACAGCUGUGUCAUUCUCAGAGGACUGCAGUUACUUUGUCACUGCUGGAAAUCGACACAUCAAGUUCUGGUACCUGGAUGACAGCAAAACCUCCAAGGUCAAUGCCACAGUCCCCUUGCUAGGUCGCUCGGGAUUGCUUGGAGAACUGAGGAACAACUUCUUUGCAGAUGUGGCGUGUGGAAGGGGCAAAAAAGCUGACAGCACCUUCUGUAUCACAUCCUCAGGCCUGCUCUGUGAAUUCAAUGAAAAAAGGCUGCUAGACAAGUGGGUGGAGCUGAGGAAUACAGACAGCUUCACAACCACUGUGGCAAACUGCAUCUCUGUGAAUCAUGACUACAUCUUCUGUGGCUGCGCUGACGGCACCGUGCGGAUUUUUAACCCUCUGAACCUUCACUUUGUCACUACACUGCCGAAGCCGCACUUCCUGGGAACAGACAUUGCGAGUGUGACUGAGGCCAGUCGUCUUUUCUCUGGUAUGGCUGAUGCAAAGUACCCGGACACAAUUGCCUUGACAUUUGACCCCACCAACCAGUGGCUUUCCUGUGUAUACAAUGACCACAGCCUGUAUGUGUGGGAUGUCAAAGACCCGAAGAAAGUGGGCAAGGUGUACUCCGCUUUGUACCACUCUUCCUGCGUGUGGAACAUUGAGAUGUAUCCGGAGGUGAAGGACAACAAUCAGUCAUGCCUCCCCCCUGGUUCCUUCAUCACCUGCUCCUCUGACAACACCAUUCGUCUGUGGAACACAGAGAGCUCCAACAUUCACGGCACAGCGCUGCACCGGAACAUCCUCAGCAAUGACUUGAUGAAAAUCAUCUAUGUAGAUGACAACACUCAGGUACUUCUGGACACUGAUUACAAAGCUGAUGCACAGGUGAUGGAUACGAAGGUGGGGAUACGCACUGUCUGUGUGAGUCCCAGUGGGGAGCACCUGGCCUCGGGGGACAGGAUAGGCACGCUCAGGAUAUAUGAGUUGCAGUCUCUGAGGGAAAUGUUGAAGGUGGAAGCCCAUGACUCUGAGAUCCUAUGUCUGGAGUACUCCAAACCUGACACAGGCUUAAAGCUCUUAGCUUCAGCCAGUCGGGAUAGAUUGAUUCACGUCUUGGAUGCUGGAAAGGAUUAUAGCCUGCAGCAGACCCUGGAUGAACAUUCUUCUUCCAUCACUGCUGUGAAGUUUGCAGCCAACGAUGGGAAAGUGCGAAUGAUAAGCUGUGGGGCAGACAAGAGCAUCUAUUUCCGCACUGCGCAGAAGACAGGAGAAGGGGUUCAGUUUACCCGAACACAUCACAUUGUUAGGAAGACCACUCUGUAUGACAUGGACGUGGAUCCCAGCUGGAAAUACGCAGCUAUUGGAUGCCAGGAUCGUAACAUCAGGGUUUUCAACAUAAGCAGUGGAAAGCAGAAGAAGCUUUACAAAGGAUCCCAAGGUGAAGAUGGCACCCUCAUCAAA
Messenger RNA from Pelecanus crispus (Dalmatian pelican), 1872 nucleotides. Lineage: Eukaryota; Metazoa; Chordata; Aves; Pelecaniformes; Pelecanidae. The record is from RefSeq and is a predicted model, not a curated record.